Molecule: messenger RNA, 1626 nt
Organism: Arctia plantaginis
Lineage: Eukaryota; Metazoa; Arthropoda; Insecta; Lepidoptera; Erebidae
Source: the annotation of a GenBank genome assembly
AUGUCUGCCUUAUUAAAGAACGUAACAAAUUGCAUUUGGCACGCUUUUGAUUCCUUGCAGAACAAUGAUUUGGUGCAUAAAUCAAAACUAAAGGUACUGACUGCGAACAUUGGGACUCUACUGGACCUGUAUGGUGUAGAAAAGGGCUUGGAUCACUUCAGAUCUUCCCAAGAGCUGACCUUCGACGAGUUCCGAUAUUACUUGCAGCAUGAAGUUUUCAGCACACUUCCAAAAACCGUCACUCUGCCUAUAGUUAGAGAAUAUGAGAAAAAAAUCAGUGAGGUGUGCUGGCUGGUGUGUCGCAAGAGUCUUUUGGCACGCGACAAACCUCUCUUUGCUGACGACUCUGUGUUGAAACUCUUCAGGAUAUUCUGCUUACUCGGCGACCUGGUGCAGGAUGCGGAUGAUACCAAUCACUAUGUGGUGGUACUUCAACCUUCGGAAGCAGGAAUAGUAGCAGAGCAGCUAGUCCUUUGCCUAGGACUUCGUUGGGAUACGGCCGAUUGGGAAGCUUUAGGCACUUCAAUAGGACAUUUCAAGUGGGCAGCUUUCCUUGCCGUGUUAGAAGCAAAAUAUUGUGGAGACCAACAAGUACAUCCUGAGGCACUAGUCGAAGCAGUCGAUGAAAUAUAUGAUGUUUUCAUCGAAGAUAUUAUUAAGAAGGGGUACUUGUUCAAACGCGGCUACCUCCUACCAACCAUGCGGGAAUACUGGUGCGUCCUUCAACCUUGUGCGCUCACCUACUACAAGAGUUCAUCGCAAAAAGAACAGUGUGGACGUAUUACCAUUGGCGAGUACUGUUCCGUCGAGGCAGCUGUCGGUGAAGGCAAAAUACAGAGGUUCCAGCUCGUCACCCCCGAUAGAACAUUUGAAUUUGGCACUCAGGAUCAUAAGAGUCGCCUACAAUGGAUAUCAGCUUUACGUCAAGCGGCAUCAGUAUCAGGCGGUGUAGAGGGCUACCAGAGACGAGCCAGGGCUGUGAGAAGAGGAGCAGGAGCACGAAGGGAAAGGGAAGUGCGAGAAACCAGGGCUAGAUUACAGCACGAGGUCAAAGCUAGACUAGCAGCCGAAGCACAGGCUCAAGAAUUAGUAGAAUUGGCCCAACAAGAUAAUAAAAAGUUAGAAGAAUUAAAGAAUGCACAAAUUGAACUAGAAAGACUAUUGCAGGAGGAAACACAAGCUAAAAGAGACGAAGAAAUUGUUCGAGCAUUACAGGCACGGGUUUUGGCAGAGGAAUGGGAGAGACGAGAAGAGCUAGAAAGGCUUCAGGAAGAACAAAAUAAAAUGUUGCAAGAAGAAAGAAUAAAACGGCAGCAGUUUGAACAACUACAGGCAGCAAAAGAAAUGGAAUUUAAAGAAGCAGAGAAGCGUUUAAAGGAAUUAGAAGAAGAAAAACAGCGCUUAGAUGCUGAACUUAAGGCAGCUCAAAAUAAGAUCUCCAAGACUGAACUCACAGCGCAUGCGCUACAGGUACAACUCAGAGACCUGAAUCCAGUACUUCGUAACGGUGAAAGAGCUCGACGUGCAUUGUCUUUCGUGCCUACUACUAAAAGUUCUUCUGAUACACUCAUCGACAUCAGAGCUAUCAGGCACCUCAAGAUCCUCGAUGACGAAGAGAAAUUAUGA